CCAGCGGUGGUGGAGCUGAGCAGAGCCACCAUGGCCCUGGGGCCCGCUGUCCACCUCAUUCUGUUCCUGAGCCUCCAGGCCCUGACUGUCCAGGCUGCUGACACCUGUCCAGAGGUGAAGAUGGUGGGUCUGGAGGGCUCCGACAAGCUCAGCAUUCUCAGAGGCUGCCCGGGGGUGCCUGGAGCCCCAGGGCCCAAGGGAGAAGCAGGCGCCAAAGGAGGGAGAGGAGAUCAAGGUCCACCUGGCAUCCCUGGAAAGGCAGGGCCCAAAGGAGAGAGGGGCCCACACGGAGAGAAAGGGGAGCCUGGGCAUUCAGAGUACUGCAGGACAGCACCACAGACCUGCAAGGAGCUGCUCACCCAGGGGAACGCUCUGAGCGGCUGGUACACCAUCUUCCUCCCUGACUGCCGGCAGCUGACAGUACUGUGUGAUAUGGACACGGACGGCGGGGGCUGGACCGUUUUCCAGCGGAGGAUGGACGGCUCUGUGGACUUCUUUCAGGACUGGGCUGCAUACAAGCGGGGCUUUGGCAGUCAGCUGGGAGAGUUCUGGCUGGGGAACGACAACAUUCACACCCUGACUGCCCAGGGCACUAGUGAGCUCCGUGUGGACCUGGUGGACUUUGAGGGCAACCACCAAUUUGCCAAGUACACAUCAUUCAAGAUGGCAGGAGAGGAAGAGAAAUACAAGCUGGUCCUCGGGGCCUUUGCGGGGGGCACUGCAGGUGAUUCCCUGACAGAUCACAACAACCAGUCCUUCUCCACCAAAGACCAGGACAAUGACAAGGGUUCUGCAAGCUGUGCUACGCGGUUCGAGGGAGCCUGGUGGUACAACGACUGUCACUCAUCCAACCUGAAUGGUCACUACCUCGGGGGGGCCCACGAGAGCUAUGCAAAUGGCGUUAACUGGAAAUCAGGGAAGGGGUACAAGUACAGCUACAAGACGUCCGAGAUGAAGCUACGGCCCGCCUAGCUCAGGGCCAGGCAGCCUCACCUGUCCCAUAGCGGCCUCAUCCACCCACAGUGGGGAAGUUACAGCCAUAGGCAUGGCAACAUCAGAAUUUUAGUUCUGUGUCCCCUCUCAUUCCGUUUCUGCCCCCAUGCCUCACAGCUUUGUCAACCUCGCUUUGCAAAGCCAGCACUACUCAUCCUCAGGUCCCAGAGAGCAUGCGUCCCCAAACGUUACCAGAAUGAAGAAUACUGUUUUUAAAAGGUGUUUAUUUUUUGACAGACAACAUGUUUUUUCCAGCUUUGAUUUGCAUUUC
This is a messenger RNA of Trichechus manatus latirostris (Florida manatee), 1264 nucleotides long. Its product is annotated as ficolin-1. The record is from RefSeq and is a predicted model, not a curated record. The transcript has 9 exons. Lineage: Eukaryota; Metazoa; Chordata; Mammalia; Sirenia; Trichechidae. Gene Ontology annotation, molecular function: antigen binding; signaling receptor binding; carbohydrate derivative binding. Gene Ontology annotation, biological process: complement activation, lectin pathway. The coding region runs from base 31 to 972 and encodes 313 amino acids.